Messenger RNA from Sphenostylis stenocarpa, 1896 nucleotides. The record is from the annotation of a GenBank genome assembly. NCBI's taxonomy places the organism in Eukaryota, Viridiplantae, Streptophyta, Magnoliopsida, Fabales, Fabaceae.
AUGGCUCCGUCGCGUUCGGGCGGUGACGCAUGCAAGGGAGGCGCGGUCGAGUUCCCGGCCGGGCUCCGGGUUCUCGUCGUUGAUGACGACGCCACCACGCUGAGGAUUAUCGAGCAAAUGUCAAUUCGAUGCCGUUACCGCGUUACCACAUGCACUGAGGCUACAGUGGCUUUGAAUCUUCUGCGGGAAAGGAAAGGUUGUUUUGAUGUGGUGCUGAGUGAUGUUCAUAUGCCAGACAUGGAUGGCUAUAAACUCCUUGAACAUGUUGGGCUGGAAAUGGACCUUCCUGUAAUUAUGAUGUCUGGUGAUAGUACAACAAGUGCUGUCAUGAAGGGAAUUAGACAUGGGGCUUGUGAUUAUUUGAUUAAGCCUGUACGAGAGGAAGAACUGAGAAAUAUAUGGCAACAUGUUGUUAGGAAAAUCUGGAACGAGAAUAAAGAACAUGAUAACUCUGGCAGUAUGGAAGACAGUGACUGGAAUAAACGGGGGAAUGAUGAUACUGAAUAUACUUCUGUUGCUGAUGCAGCAGAAUUAGUUAAAGCACCAAAAAAGAGGAGCAGUUUAAAAGAAGAAGAUAUUGAAUUGGAGAGUGAUGAUCCAGCUACAUCUAAGAAGCCUCGAGUUGUGUGGUCAGUAGAAUUGCAUCAACAAUUUGUCAGUGCUGUGAAUCAACUUGGGCUUGACAAGGCUGUGCCAAAGAGAAUACUUGAAUUGAUGAAUGUCCCUGGUUUGACAAGAGAAAAUGUUGCAAGUCAUUUGCAGAAAUUUAGACUUUAUUUGAAGCGAUUAAGUGGAGUGGCACAGCAACAUAAUGGGAUGCUAAAUGCAGUUCCUGGAAUUAUAGAAUCCAAGCUGGGUGCUACUGGAAGAUUUGACAUACAAGCUUUGGCUGCUGCUGGCCAUGUUCCCCCGGAAACACUCGCAGCCCUUCAUGCUGAGCUCUUAGGUCGUCCUGCAGCUAAUAUAAUGUCUACAGUGGACCAGGCUACCUUGCUGCAAGCAUCCAUACAGGGGCAAAAAAUUUCCCAUGCUGAACAUGCUGUGGCGUAUGGUCAGCCUCUUGUAAAGUGUCUUUCCAACAUUGGCAAGAAUUUUCCUCCAUCUAUCAUAACUGCAAAUGAUGUGUCAUCAGCAUAUGGUGCAUGGAUGUCAUCUAAUAUUACAGUGAGGCCCAAUAAUAGUGUUGAAAGAGUGGGUACCCAGAAUAACAACAUGCUGAUGGAUAUGUUAGAGCACCGACAAAGGCAGCAGCCCCAGCAACAGCCUCUGAUACAUGAUCAAAGUUGUUCAAUCAAUGUUCAACCAUCUUGCUUGGUGGUUCCGUCUCAAUCCUCUGACACUUUACAUGCAGUAAAUAGUUGUGCUUCUAUCAAUCAGGAUUGCAGUUUUGGCAGGAAUGCCAUUAUUGAUUACAGUUUAUUGUCACAGAAAUCAAAUAAUUCAAUUACUGCAUCUCAAUUUCCUGGUGGGGACACAAAAGCUCAAGGUGUUCUCUAUGGGUAUACUAUACCCUCUACUUGUUCUAUGAGCUCCAUCAAUGGCAGUAUUCAGCAGCUUCAAAACUCAACUUUGACAUUUGGUUCUGCAAGAGCGUUGCCUAGCCCUUUGCCCAUGUCUGAUAGACAAGAUCCCUAUGGUUUCAAAUCGGGUGAUUCAUUUGAUCAAGUAUGUCUUAGGAAUCUUGGGUUUGUUGGCAAAGAUACCUGCAUUCCAAAUAGGUUUGCGCAAAAGGAAAUUGAAUCAUCUGUAAGUGAUUUUAGUCAAAUGAAAGUCAAUGUAGAUAGCAGUGGCAACACACUGCAGGAGGAGCCAAAUUUUAUAAAUAUGCAAAAAGGGAGUCGCCCAAUCAUAGAAAGAUAUCAAUCUUGUGAUCAUUCAAGCGUGUUCACUGAAUAG